GCCCAGUUUUUCCCAACGGCAACAAACAACCGCCAGGAAUGAGCGCCCGAGAUGGUCGCACCGACCCAGUGUCCGAGACGGUAGCAGGACUUACAGCCGGUGUUAUCUCGACACUAGUCUCUCAUCCAUUCGACCUAGUCAAGACAAGAUUGCAAGUCGAUCGCGUACGUACUUCCGGGUUAGGCCAGACAGCCCACAUCAUAAAGGACAUUGUGCGGCAUGAGGGGAGUGGCAAAGCAUUCUAUCGAGGGCUGACGCCGAACAUUGUGGGCAAUGCCGCCAGUUGGGGUCUUUAUUUUCUCUGGUACGGUCAGAUCAAAAAUGCAUUGCUGCAAACCCAUGGCGGAGGUGCAACGCAGGGUCUCUCGUUUGCAGACUAUUUUCUAGCCUCAACAACAGCAGGCGCUCUCACUGCACUAUGCACCAACCCAAUCUGGGUUGUCAAAACACGAAUGCUUUCCACAGGAUCGCGCGCACCGGGAGCCUAUCAGAGCAUGAGCGAAGGCGUGAAGAUUAUUUUCCAGAGAGAAGGAGUGCGUGGCUUCUACCGCGGCUUGGUUCCGGCAUUGUUCGGCGUUUCUCAUGGCGGUGUUCAAUUCAUGGCAUAUGAGAAGCUCAAGAUUUAUAGAGCGGAUAUGAAGCUUCAAAGGGGGCAAAGUACUCUGAAUCAAGGCAACAAGAGCAUUUCGAGCAGCCCAUCGCCUCUAAGCAAUCUCGAUUUUUUCUUCAUAUCGGCUCUCUCAAAAGCCAUUGCGGGUAGCGUUACUUAUCCAUACCAAGUUUUGCGCGCAAGGCUGCAAAUGUACGACGCAGGCACGACGUACAGUUCUGUUACCGAUGCGAUUCGGCAGAUAUGGCGCAACGAAGGUGUGCGUGGAUACUACAAGGGUCUUGCACCAAAUAUCAUUCGCGUCUUACCAUCUACUUGCGUGACUUUCCUUGUGUACGAAAAUACUCGAAUAUAUUGGCGGGAUCAUUUCAGUGGCGGCAGCAGCACCACCGUCGACAAGCAAUGAGAGCGACCAUAGUUCAAUGCAGACAGUCAUAUUUGACUAAAUCUGGCGUCAGUGGGUACUGGAAUGAGCAUUGCCUCACAUUUCGAUUACCAACCGAUCACGGCAUCUCUUUAUUUCUCUAAAAACGGCGUUUAAUGGGACUGUAGAUCACAUUAGAUAUUCGAAAUCUUUCGGCCCAACUCCAAAGGCGUUUCUAGCGUGUAU
Molecule: messenger RNA, 1220 nt
Organism: Xylona heveae TC161
Lineage: Eukaryota; Fungi; Ascomycota; Xylonomycetes; Xylonales; Xylonaceae
Product: mitochondrial carrier
Exons: 5
Coding region: 39-1016 (325 amino acids)
Biological process (GO): nucleotide transport; folate import into mitochondrion
Cellular component (GO): mitochondrion
Molecular function (GO): folic acid transmembrane transporter activity; FAD transmembrane transporter activity
Source: RefSeq, a predicted model, not a curated record